Messenger RNA from Nerophis ophidion (straightnose pipefish), 6086 nucleotides. RefSeq names its product up-regulator of cell proliferation-like. The record is from RefSeq and is a predicted model, not a curated record. The transcript has 5 exons. Gene Ontology annotation, molecular function: GTP binding. The coding region runs from base 67 to 5013 and encodes 1648 amino acids. NCBI's taxonomy places the organism in Eukaryota, Metazoa, Chordata, Actinopteri, Syngnathiformes, Syngnathidae.
CCGCCCACAAAUCCAGACUGUCACCAGAACUUACUUGCCGCCGCCGUCCUAUUUUUGUCUACAGACAUGAGCGGAGAGCUUGCGUCGUUCCUCCUGCACCUGUCAAAGAGGCAGCCGCUGACUCUCUUGCCUCCUCCCACCGGCCGCCCCCGUCCGUCGGACGCGUCCAACGUGGAGGAAGCAUCGGCUGCCUUCACCUCGUCGAGAAACGUGGCUUCCCUCAGAGACACUGGCGGUCACCACACUCCUCCGACCUUCAGGUUGUACAGGGAGUUGGAGCGAGAAUACCUCUGGCUGACAUGCAAGGUAUUUAAGGACAAGGGAGGUCUGAGGGACCAUCAGACCAUGGCAACAAUGAGCACUGAAGGACAAUACCCAGUUCUGUUGGAUGUCCUCUCCGACCUUGGACUUAAGCAGUAUUACCCCAACAAACUCAAACUUCAGUCCCUUCUGGAAGUCAACCAGAACAGCAUGAAUGAAAAAAGUGUUAUCUCAGCGGAAGAAGUGCCAUUUUAUUACCUGAGAAAACUGUUUAAAGUCAAUGCUGGUUGCAGGAACUACACACAGUUGUUUAGCAGACAUGAGGAAAGUGAUGAUGAAUUGGACUCAAUGGACCUUUACACAGCAGACGGCCUCUCAGUAACCACAGUUCAUCCUCUGGACCUGAUAGUGUGUCUAUUUCUUUGUGCCGACAGCUUUUUGCAGCAGGAAAUGGCCCUCAAAUUGUCAUUAUGCCAGUUUUCUGUCCCUCUGUUGUUGCCCCACACCAACAGUCAGUGUACCCUGAUGUCAUGGGCUCUGAGAGAAAUUGUCAAAGAGUGGUGUCCGCAUGAUUUGUGUGAAUCCAAAGGAUUUGUUGAGGACAACAUCGUCCAGGCAGAAAUUGCAUUAUUUUCUUUUGUGAGGCUACAAAACUGCAGCCUAUCCAAAUCGCAGAUUUUAAAUCAAAUUCUUAGCCGUGACCAGCAGAAUCACAAUAUCUUUAUACACAGAGACAUGGAAGGGGGCGCACUCCCUCGAAAAAUGUCAAAUGGUUUGGUAGAAGUUAGCUGGUUCCUUCCUUGCGGAAAAGAAAAUAUGGACACAUUCCGAGAGCCAAUUGCACUUGCUAAUUUGCGAGGAGACAUUUGUGAGUCACUUAUGCAGUUCAACUUCCUUUGUGAAGUGUCCAAUGCAGUCUUUGUAUUCCUUGACAUGGUUGAAGAAAAAGAGGAGACAAUUCUGAAUGCUCUUCACGAUGCAAAAUCCAAACUCCAUUUUGUUGUUAACAACAAAGGGAGUCACACUGAGGAUCUGAUGUCCGUCAAAAAAAUACUGCGAAAGUUGGAUAUAGGAAAAAACAGUAUCGAAAUCAAAAAUCCCAGAGUAAAUUCAGCAGAGUUUUCAAAGAGACUUUGCGAAACCAUCAAAACCUCACUCCGUGAUGUAAAAACCAGAACGAGUAUUGCAAAUAUGCACAAAACGGCAGAUAAAUUAGGUCUGGCUGUGGAUGAAAACAAAACUGUUGAACAGAAAAACACAGCUGAGGCGAUCAUGAGUCGUAUCGGUUUGCGAACCAUACAAGACUUUAAAAAACAACAACUUCCUCUGCAAGGGGAACAUUGGAAAAGACUAUCAGAACUGGAGAAAGAGGAAUGCAGGAUCAGUAAUUUUGGCAUCGAGGGGGUUGAGCAUCAAAAAGCUCAAAUACAAGAAGAGAAAAAGAACAUUUGGGAGUUGCAAAAGAGGCAAAAAAUGUCCCAAGGAAUGCAGGAUUUUAUUGCAACCUUAUCAACAAGCAACAAAGAAGAAAGAAAUGUUUUCUUGAAGUGGAUGAAAUUCCAGUUUAAUACCCAUUCUAGAGACAAACUGACCAGCCUGCGGAACAAAUUGAAAGAGCAAUGGCAAAAGAAGAAUGCCAAACUCAUUAAAAAGUUUAGUCAGGAUUUGGUGGACAGCUCUUUAGGGGUGGAGCAUUACAUGAGAGAAAUGGGACUUAACUAUGAAGUAUCUGUGCAUGUGGGUGAUUCCACAGGUAAAAUGUGCCAUUUACCUGCCAUAGCUGCUGAAAUGCUGUUGGAUGGUCAUCCAUUAGAACUUUUAGAUGGAGAUGCUUCUAACAUCCCAGAGAAGUGGGUGACAGCUGUAUUGAUGGAGCUUCACAAGAAGGUCGGGGGAAGGAGCAGGUUGUUGGUACUAACUGUGUUAGGUGUUCAAAGUACUGGAAAAUCAACACUUCUCAACACCAUGUUUGGUGUUCAGUUAGCGGUCAGCAGUGGCAGAUGUACAAGAGGGGCUUAUAUGCUAUUUCUCAAAGUUGGAGACCAUGCACAACAAGAGUUGGGUUGUGACUUCAUUCUCCUCAUUGAUACAGAGGGUCUGAAAUCCUCUGAUCUUGCGCAUGUGGAAGAUAGUUAUGAGCAUGACAACCAGCUAGCCACCUUUGUCAUUGGCUUAAGUGAUGUUGCAAUCAUAAACAUUGCAAUGGAGAAUGCAAAUGAAAUGACAGAUGUCCUGCAAAUUGCUGUCCAUGCCUUUCUGAGAAUGAAACAAAUCGGGAAAAGGACAAUUUGUCAUUUUGUGCACCAAAAUGUCGCCGAAGUCUCUGCUCACAACAAAACCCUGACAGAAAGACAACAUCUUUUGGACAAACUCAAUGAAAUGACAAAGAUUGCAGCUGAAAUGGAGAGACAACCUGGGAUUCACAGGUUCACAGAUGUGCUCGACUAUGACAUAGAAAACAACAACUGGAACAUCCCAGGACUUUGGCAUGGAACCCCUCCAAUGGCACCAGUGAACAUCGGUUACAGUGAAGCUGUAUCAGACUUCAAGAAGAAUCUUCUGGAGAUCACAGGAGGAAAUAAUCAAUUUGAAGCGUCAACAAUCCCAGAGCUUCUAGAAUGGAUGAGCUCUCUGUGGAAAUCAGUGAAAUAUGAAAACUUCAUCUUUAGCUUCAGAAACACACUUGUGGCUCAUGCCUAUGACAACCUGUGCAAAGAGUUCCUCCAGUGGGAAUGGGAGAUGCAAAAAGAAAUAUUCUCCAGGCAGACAGCAGCAGAGUUGGAAAUUGUAAAUGCCAACAAUGAAGUUGGACUGGAAACAUGGAACUCAUUGAUCACCGCCAAAAAAACUGAACUAGCUCAAGAAAUAGAACUACAACAAAAAAAAAUGGAAGAGAAACUCCUUGAUUACUACAGAAAGAGAGACAGAAAUGUAAAGCUGACAGAGAGGUACAAAACGGACUUUUUCAAUAGUAUUACAAGUGUGUCAAAUGAGAUUAGACAUUCAGUCAAUGCUAAAUUGGACAGAGUCCUGGAUCUCAAAAUAGCUAAAAAAAAAGCACUGGACAUACAACAAGAGUACCGUGGCAGGAUUGAAGAGAGAGUCAUGAAGCUUCUGGGCGACUGCAAAGACACCAGACUGUCUGAUGACCAACUGCGAGAGGAGUUUGACAAAAUGUGGGCUUCUGCCACUAUCAAUGUACCUGCACUGAAAGAAGAAGAUAUACCUGCAUCCAUUCUCACCCAGCUGAAGAAAAAUUUCUCAAAUCGAAAUGUAAAUGAGGAACUGCAGCAUGUUCAAGACCUACAAGGCUGUGGGACUGGCACAUUUAAGACAAGACACGACCAUGUUGACCCUCUUUAUGCAACAGAUAGGGACACGUGGGCAGAUUUCCAAAGGUAUGCAGAUGACAUCAUUAACACAGAAAGACAGUUUGUUAUUGAUCAAACCCAGUCCAUGGGUUAUUAUCGUGAAUCUUUCUCAAGAGAUCUGCUGCGAAGGAUUGACGAAUCACUUAACAAAUGUUACAGUCGUCACGGAUCAAACACAACAUUUGAGAUUGACAUCAAACUUCACAUUUGUGGAAUUGCUGCAAGAGAAUUCCUCAAAAUACACCAAAGGUUCUUGUUGAAGAAUGACCCCCGAACACAGCUGGAAAAGCACAAGAAUCAAUAUUUGAUGGAUUUUAUGGAUUUGUACAAACAGACAGACCAUUGCCAACGCAAAGCCAACGAUUUUGUCCAGUUUUGUGUCAAGCCUGCCAUUGAAGAUUACAUGAACCGAACAUUGGGAAUCGACAUUGUAGAUCACAUUCUGAGCAGCUGCGACUCGAUGCAGUUCAGUUCACGCUCUUGUUUCCAGUACAACAUUCAGAAGGAGUUAUUGCUGAAAGAUGACUUCGCCGCUUUUCUCAAGUACAUAUCGCAGUAUGAAAUGUACGUCAAAGAGUGGAUAUUUGCGCACGUCUUAGAAAAAUUGCAAGACAAUACUUUGUGCAAAUUAAAGCUGCGGAAUCUCAAACUAAAUGUUAACAAAAUAUCAAAAGCAUUGAAACGUGCCUUAAAGAAGCAAUCUGAUGGCACUGAGAGUAUUCCAAAUCUCAUCCACGAAAUGCGCCUAUUUCUGAUAAAAGACAUCACGAUAUCCGAGCAGGCUGAAAAAUGCGUUUUGUUUCAGAUCAAAUCCACAAUGAAUUCAUUCACACAAAAAUGUAUUGCAUCCUUAAAUUGGUUAAAGGAAACACUGCAUGUGGAACUCUCCGACACUGAAGACAUACCUGAAACCUUGAAUAAACUUGCAGUAAAACCACAGGAUGAGCUCUUCAAGAGGAUUCUCGGAUGCGGCCAGCAGUGUCCAUUCUGUAAAAUCUCUUGUGAGGCUGGCGGCAAAAACCACGAAAAACAUUACGCAUCUGUCCAUCGGCCACAGGGGCUUGGAAAAUGGAGAAAGUCUGUGACUGAAGAAUUGAGUAUAUGUCUAUGUCCAAACUAUGUUCAUGGUACUCGUUCAUUCAGACAUCAAAGGGAGGGAUCAGUGCAAUACAGAGACUACAGUACAGUGUUUUCCGACUGGUACAUUCCUCCAGACGCCACAAUGGAAGCGUCUGAUUACUGGAAGUUCGUAUUGGUACGUUAUAAUGAUCGUUUUGCUAAAGAGUUUCACGCCAAGCCAGCUCGGGUUCCGGAAGCCUGGAAGAGUAUCACAAAGGAGCAAGCCCUGAAGGGUUUGAAGGAUACUUUUAACAUUUGUUAAUCUUUUGCAUUGGCAACAGUAGUAAACCUGGUGCAUGGUGUAACAUUUGUAUAGAGUUGUAAUAUCCAUAACACAUGGCUAGGAUUUACGACAGACGCUACCUUUUCAGAGAUUGUCAUUUAUUGAAGAAGAAAUGUUGUGCUAUUCAAAUAAACCAUGACAACAGAAGUAAUUUAUUGCCACAUUUUAAAAAGGUUGAUUGUGUUAUGAUAGUAUCAAUAAUAAUCAAUCAAUGUUUAUUUAUAUAGCCCCAAAUCACAAAUGUCUCAAAGGACUGCACAAAUCAUUACGACUACGACAUCCUCGGAAGAACCCACAAAAGGGCAAGGAAAACUCACACCCAGUGGGCAGGGAGAAUUCACAUCCAGUGGGACGCCAGUGACAAUGCUGACUAUGAGAAACCAUGGAGAGGACCUCAGAUGUGGGCAAACCCCCCCCCCCCUCUAGGGGACCGAAAGCAAUGGAUGUCGAGCGGGUCUAACAUGAUACUGUGAAAGUUCAAUCCAUAGUGGCUCCAACACAGCUGCGAGAGUUCAGUUCAAAGCGGAUCCAAGACAGCAGCGAGAGUCCCGUCCACAGGAAACCAUCCCAAGCGGAUCAGCAGCGUAGAGAUGUCCCCAACCGAUACACAGGCGAGCGGUCCAUCCUGGGUCUCGACUGUGGACAGCCAGUACUUCAUCCAUGGUCAUCGGACCGGACCCCCUCCACAAUGGAGGGGGUGACAUAGGAGAAAAAAGAAAAGAAGCGGCAGAUCAACUGGUCUAAAAAGGAGGUCUAUUUAAAGGCUAGAGUAUACAGAUGAGUUUUAAGGUGAGACUUAAAUGCUUCUACUGAGGUAGCAUCUCCAACUGUUACCGGGAGGGCAUUCCAGAGUACUGGAGCCCGAACGGAAAACGCUCUAUAGCCCGCAGACUUUUUUGGGGCUCUAGGAAUCACUAAUAAGCCGGAGUCUUUUGAACGCAUAAUAAUGGACAUGUAUUUCAAAAGAAACAUUGUAUAUAUACUGUACUGCACAUCAUUUGACGUCUUUUCCUUGUAAACGAUGUGUGUACAAAAUAAUAUUCUAAAAUGGA